AUGGAAUCCUCUUUCUUUUCUGACUACGGCCUUAUGUGGUAUCUGGAAGAACUCAGAAAGGGGGAGUUCAGAAAAUUUAAGGAGCUCCUUAAGCAAGAGGCUUUGCAACUUGGACUCACACAAAUUUCCUGGGCUGAAGUAAAAAAGUCAACAAGGGAAGACCUUGCAAACCUAUUGAUCAAGCAUCGUGAGGAACAACAAGCAUGGGAUCUGACCUUCAGGAUAUUUCAAAAGAUCAAUAGAAAGGAUCUCUGCGAGAAGGCCAAGAGAGAGAGUACUGGAAAUACAAAGAUGUAUCAAGCUCAUGUAAAAAAGAAAUUCAACAAUAUAUGGUUCAGAGAAUCUAUCACUAGGAUCCAUGAAUACUUUGCCCAGGAAGUCACCCUGGAAGAACGGGAAUAUUUGGAACUCCUUUUUGCUCCAAGAGCAAAUGGAGAAGAGCCACGUACCGUGGUCCUUAAUGGAACCCAAGGUAUAGGCAAAACAACAUUGUUGAUAAAGUUAAUGUUGGCCUGGGCAAAGGGCACUGUCUAUCAGAAUCGAUUCCUGUACGUUUUCUUCUUCUGCUGCCGUGAAAUGAAGCAGUUGACGGUGACCAGCUUGGCUGAACUGAUUUCCAGAGACUGGCCCACCUCUCCCGUGCCGCUGGCAGAAAUCAUGUCCCAGCCGGAGAGGCUCCUGUUCAUCAUCGACAGCUUUGAAGACCUGAAAUGUGCCCUGGAAGAGCCCAAGUCGGCCCUGUGCAGUGAUUGGAUGCAGCAGCAGCCGGUUGAGGUGGUGCUGGGCAGUUUGAUGACCAAGAAAAUGCUCCCAGAGUCCUCACUGCUCAUCACAGCUACACCUGCAUGCCAAUGGGCCCUCCGGGCUGGGCUGGAGCGCCCAGAAUUUGGAGCCCUCAUGGGGUUCGACGAGAGCAACAGAAAACUUUUCUUCUCCCAUCUUUUUCAAGACAGAAGGGGAGCCAUGGAAGCCUUCAAUUUUGUAAGAGAAAAUGAACAACUGUUUUCCAUGUGUCAAACCCCUCUCCUCUGCUGGAUCGUGUGUACGUGUCUGAAGCAGGAGAUGGAGAGGGGGAGGGACCUGGCCCUGAGCUGCCGACGGGCCACCUCUCUGUAUGUCUCAUUCAUGUUUAACUCGUUCAUGCCCAAAGGUGCCACGUGCCCACUUCGGCAUAGCCAAGGCCAACUGAAGGGCCUGUGUUCCCUGGCCGUGGAGGGGAUGUGGACUGACACAUUUGUGUUCAAUGAAGAGGAUCUCAGGAGAAAUGGGUUAGCUGACUCUGACAUCCCUGCGCUGCUGGGUGUGAAGGCUCUUCAGAAGCACGGGAAGUGUGAGAACUCCUACGCCUUCAUCCACACGUGCAUCCAGGAGUUCUGUGCCGCCAUGUUCUAUCUGCUGAAGAACCCCAGCGACCACCCCAACCCAGCUGUCGGACAUGCAGAGGCACUGCUUUUGACCUAUUUAAAGAACAGAAAAGCACAUUGGAUUUAUUUGGGAUGUUUCGUGUUUGGCCUUUUAAAUGAAAAGGAAGAACGGAGGCUGGAAGCUUUCUUUGGCUUCCAGCUGUCCCCGAAGAUAAAGCAGCAAUUUCUUCAGUGCCUGAAGAGGUUCGGAGAGCAUGAACAUCUUCAGGGAGACAUAAAUUUCAUGAGGUUAUUUUACUGUCUCUUUGAGAUGCAGGAUGAAGCCUUUGUGAGGCAGGUGAUGAACUACUUCCAAGAAGUUAACUUUUCCAUCGUUGACAACGUGGACAUGAUGGUUUCUGCAUACUGCGUUCAACACUGCUGUGGCUUGAGGAAACUUCAACUUUCCAUCCAAAAUGUCUUCAAAGAGGAGAACAGGGACAGCCCAAUGUCACGCUGUAAUCUCUUACGGUGGCACCAUGUCUGCUCUGUGCUUACUACAAACGAACAUCUCAGAGAACUGCAAGUGUAUAACAGCUGUCUCGAUGAGUCUACCUUUGUGACUCUGUGCCGUCAGCUGAAGCAUCCCAAUUGUCGCCUUCAAAAGCUUGGGUUAAAUCAUGUUUCCUCCACUGGAGACAGUUGGAUUUUCUUUGAGGCACUCAUUCACAACCCAGAUUUGAAAUUCCUGAGCCUCAGUGACAUAAGACUCUCCCCCAAUGAGGUGAAGUUUCUCUGUGACGUUCUCAACCAGCCAACGUGCAACAUAGAAGAACUGCUGCUGACAAAGUGCUGCCUCUCAGCUGAUGAUUGUGAAGUCUUCGUCUCAGUCCUAAACAGCAACAAGAAGCUGAAGCAUCUCAAUGUAGCACACAAUACGCUGGGCCAAGGGUGGGACCCGCUGUGUGAGGCCUUGUGCCACCCUGACUGCACCCUGGAAGCCCUGGUGUUAACUUACUGCGGCCUCAAUGAGUCUUGCUGGGAAAACCUCUCUGAAGUCCUUCUGUGUAAUAAAAGCUUGGUUCAUCUAGACCUCAGUGCAAACGACUUGAAGGAUGAUGGACUAAAGCUCCUCUGUGAGGCCCUGAAGCACCCAAACGGCCACCUGCAGUCACUAUGUUUGGUAAAAUGUCUCAUCACCGCAGAUGGCUGUGGAGAUCUUGCCUCUGUUCUCACCAGCAAUCAACAGCUGAGAUAUCUGGAAAUCGGGCGCAAUGGCAUAGAAGAUGUUGGCGUGAAGCUGUUGUGUGAAGCUCUGACACAUCCCAACUGCCAUUUAAAGAAUCUUGGGCUGGAUGCGUGUGGGUUGACUGGAGCCUGCUGUGCGGAUCUGUCCUCUGCCCUAGCCAUCAGUACGACGCUGGAGAGGCUCAGCCUGACACGGAACGCCUUGGACCACGACGGGGUGGCGGUGCUGUGCGAGGGCUUGAGGCACCCCGAGUGUGUCCUGAAGGUCCUGGGGCUCCAAAAAGCUGAUUUUGAUGAGGAAACCCAGGGACUUCUGAUGGCUGAAGAAGAGAGAAAUCCAUACUUGACAAUCAGAGGAAACUGAUGAAACAAAAGACCACGAGGGUAGAAAUCCAACUACAAGUAACCUGGCCUCGUUCUGACCCAAGAGGACCCAUAAGGAUAGGGAUUGUGGCCCUUACUUCUAUUUACUCUGUUCCCAGGAAUUACAAAUCACCGACACCAAUGCAAGCUGUGAUUUUUCUGGCAGCUGCUCAGAUAUGUUUUUAUAUAACAUAUGUAGAUGUGGUUUUUAUUUGCUCUGGGACUUUGGAAAAGCCCCUGAAACAAUUUUGUUGGUAAAAUUUCUAUCCUGUCUCACUGAA
This is a messenger RNA of Choloepus didactylus (southern two-toed sloth), 3235 nucleotides long. It is a transcript of the gene NLRP4, whose product is annotated as NLR family pyrin domain containing 4. The coding region runs from base 1 to 2955 and encodes 984 amino acids. Gene Ontology annotation, molecular function: protein binding. NCBI's taxonomy places the organism in Eukaryota, Metazoa, Chordata, Mammalia, Pilosa, Megalonychidae. Gene Ontology annotation, cellular component: cytoplasm. The record is from RefSeq and is a predicted model, not a curated record. The transcript has 9 exons. Gene Ontology annotation, biological process: regulation of inflammatory response.